GGCUCCCCGCGCGGGGCCUGGUGACACAGUGGGCUCCCUGGAUCCGGGGGGCUGCGGGGCAGCCAUGCUCCUGUCGGGGGGCGAGCCUCCGGCGCAGGAGUGGCUCCGGGUGCAGAAUAAAUCCAAGCCCCGCGUCCAGCGCCAGCGGCUGCCGCUGCAGCGCAUCUUCAGGGUCAAGCUCAGCGCCUUCCAGGGCCGCCCGGACACCUCCUACUUCUGGCUGCGGCUUGAGGGGCCCAAGGAGAACCUGAGCAAAGCCAAGGAGUACCUGAAGGGCCUGUGCAGCCCGGAGCUGUGGAAGGAGGUGCGCUUCCCGCCCGUCCUGCACUGCGUGUUCCUGGGUGCCCAGGGCCUCUUCCUGGACUGCCUGUGCUGGAGCUCGCAGGCCUACCUCGUGCCCGGGGCGCCCGGCUCCCUGAUGGUGGGCGGCCUCACCGACUCCUUCGUCCUCACCCAGAACUGGCUGGAGGAGCUGGUGGGCCGGCUGCGCUGGGGCUCGGUGCCCCUGCUCGCCCCCUGGGGGGCCCGGGAGGCGGAGGUGAGCCGGGCCUUUGGCGCCCUGGUCUGGCUCCGUGCUGACCAGUACGCAGGCUGCCUGCUGCAGCUGCCCCCGGCCGUCCAGGAGCUGCUGCUGAGCCUGGUGCGGGACACCGCGGGCAAGGAGGACAUCAUCGAGUGGCUGGGCAGCGUGGGCCCCUCCCCGCGCCCCUUCCUCCUGCCCAAGCAGAGCCUGGCCCUGGUGCCCGCAGGGGACAGCACCGGGCCCUCGGUGCAAGCCGGGGCCGCACGAAAAGGGGCCUCCGAGAACUCCAAGAGACUGACCAGCCCGGGGAACGCCCGCCCGCUGCCCUCCAGCUCUCCCGGCCAGAGCCCACAGCAGGAGGCUACGAAGCAGCUGGUCUGGGUCGGCUCCCGCAUCCAGGGUGAUUCGGAGGACCGUGCUGGCAAGGAAGGGGCCUCGCAAGGCGGCGGCAGCAGCCAGGACUCCGCAAACCACACGCAGGCCUGGUCCCCGCAGCGGCAGGUGCAGAGGGUGGAAGACAAGCUCCCCUUCCCGCCGCCGCCACCCGUGUCUGUCCUGGGCCUGUGUCCUCCCUGGAAAGCCUGGCCCCCAGCACCGGCCUUUGGGCCCCUGUGGCCGGGGGCUGUGGCUGCCACCUUCUGGAGAAUCAACGAACUGCACUCUCUCCACCUGGCCUGGCUCCUGUCGCAGGCCUACCUCACUUUCCCCUUCUGGCAGAGGCCCCUGGGCCCCAUUCAGCUCAAGCUGCCGGGACAGACGCCUUUGCCCUUAAAUCUGGAGUGGAAGCCGAAGGAGCUGGUUCCUCUGCCCAGUGUGGAGAGACUGGAUGGGGGGCCAGGAGGAGAGGCUGCCCUGCCGAACUGCCCAAGCCCAGAGACCCCGCCCAAAGUCAUGAGCUUGGUGGUGGUUUCAGGGGGCCCUGAGGCAAAGGACCGAGCUAGCCCGGGACUCCCCCAAAUCGAGCCACCUUUGCCCUCUGCUCCCCAGACACCCGCUGGAAGCGAGCCCAGGGCUCCGGGCAGUGGGCGGCGGGAUCCUAAGGGGCUGGAAGGGGUUCCUGUUCCAGCGCUGCCCGCGGGGCAAGAGGUGCCUCCCGCCUCAGAGAGGCCGGGGUCCGCGGGGGCGCCCCCAGCUCCGGCGGUCCUGGACGCUCAGACAGUGCCUGAAACUCCCAAAGUGCCUGGGGCUGCUGCCGUGCCCACGGCCCCAGCUCUGCCCUCGACACCAGCGCCGCCUACAGCUGCCCACGUGCCUGCGGCUCCGAUGCUGCCCGCGGCCCCCACCCAGCUUGCUGACCCCGGAGCACCUUCGGCCCUAGAGAAGCCUGAGGCGGCUCAGGGAGUGUCCACAGCUCACAAGGCUGCUGGGGGCCCGCCGGCGUCCACGGCGGCUGCCACGGUGCCUGCUCCUGCCCAGACACUGCCCACUCAGAAGGGGCCAGUGGCCGAAGGAGCCCCUGCAGGCCGCAGAGGACCCAAGCCCCCCACAGGGCCUGGAGCUCAGACCGGAGCAGUGGCUCCCAAAGGACCAGCCGCCCCCAAAGCGUCCAGAGCCCCCCAAACGCCCGUGGCCCAGAAGGGAUCCCCAGCGGCGAGGCCCACCUCGGACCCUGCCAAGCUCCCGAGCGACACCCCGCCUUCCCCAAAGACCUCUGCCUCCUGCCCACAGGGCCCCCCGCUCAGCGUGGCUAAGCUCCGACCGCACGUGGAGGGGCUCCUGGGGGCCUGGGAGGGGACCCCGAGGCCGUCGCCCCGACACCCGCAGCCUAGCAGCACAGUGACCAGCUUCCAGAGGUUCCACGAGGCCCUGAACACUCCCUUCGAGCUGGCCCUGUCCGAGGAGCCGGGGGACCAGGGCCUGCGGCGGGUGGUCAUCGACGGCAGCAGCGUGGCCAUGGUGCACGGCCUCCAGCACUUCUUCUCCUGCCGGGGCAUUGCCAUGGCAGUGCAGUACUUCUGGAACCGUGGGCACCGAGAGGUCACCGUGUUUGUCCCCACGUGGCAGUUGAAGAAGAACCGGCAGGUGCGAGAGAGCCACUUCCUGACGAAGCUGCACUCCCUCAAGAUGCUGUCCAUCACCCCCUCGCAGCUAGAGAACGGCAAGAAGGUCACCACCUACGAUUACAGGUUCAUGGUGAAGCUGGCCGAGGAGACGGAUGGCGUCCUUGUCACCAACGAGCAGCUCCACGUCCUGAUGAAUAAUUCCAAGAAACACAUGGUCAAGGACCGCCUGCUGCCCUUCACCUUUGCGGGAAAUCUCUUCAUGGUGCCGGAUGAUCCCCUGGGCCGUGAUGGCCCCACACUGGAUGAGUUUCUGAAGAAGCCAAACAGGUUGGACACUGAUGUCGGCAAUUUCCUGAAAGUGUGGAAGACUCUUCCUCCCCGCCCUGCCCACCUCACUGAGCUCAGUGAUGAGGAUGCCCCGGAGCCCCAGGAGAACCCGCAGGAGUCGGUGGAGGAAAUCCGGGAAGAGGAGAGGCGGGAGGAGCAGCAGGGAGAGGGACUGGAGGUACGCGAGCCAGCGGAGCAGGAGCCAGCGGAGCAGGAGCCAGGGGAGCAGGAGCCGGCCGUGCAGGGACUGGCCGAGGAAGACGACGAGGGCUCUCUGCUGGCGUCCGUGUUCAGGCUCGAGUGCCCUGUGCUCUCAGAGGAGCUCCUCCGGUGUCUCAGUCUCCCGGAGGCCCCCAACGGGGUCCUGGACAUCGAUCUCCUGCCGGGGCUACCUUCUCCCUCCCUGGGUGUCCCCUGGGACGGGAAGGCCCCCUGCCAGCAGGUUCUCGCCCACCUGGCCCGGCUGACCAUCCCCAGCAACUUCACCGCCCUCUCCUUCUUCCUGGGGUUCAUGGACUCACACCGGGACGUCAUCCCGGACUACGAAGCCCUGGCGGGCCCCCUGCACAGCCUCCUCCGACUGAAGCCCGACUGGAGGUGGGAGCGUGAGCACGAGCUGGCCUUCCUGGCCCUGAAGCGCGGCCUGGUGUCCGCCCUCUGCCUCUCGGCUCCCGACGCCCAGCUGCCCUUCCGCCUGGAGGUGCUGGUGAGCCAGGUGGCGCUGACGGCCGUCGUCUACCAGGAACGCUCGGGGCAGAGGCACCCUGUGGCCUAUACCUCGAAGCCCCUGCUCCCCGACGAGCAGGGCCAGGGCCCCCAGUCCGGGGGAGACAGCCCCUACGCGGUGGCCUGGGCCCUCAAGCAUUUCUCCCGCUGCAUCGGGGACAGCCCCGUGGUCCUGGACCUCUCCUACGCUGCCCGGCCUUCGGGGGGCGCCGGGGGGCAGGAGACUAGCCUGAGCCCCGAUGAGUGGCUGAUCCGGUGGAAGCUCUUGGUGCAGGACAAAGGCAAGCGGACUCUGGAGCUGACCCUGCUGCAGGGCCUCCUGGGCGAGAACCGGCGGCUGACGCCCGCGGCCGCCCUCCCACGCUGCUUCCAGGCGCUGCCGCCCCUCUCGGACCUGUCCACCUUCGUCUGCAUCCACAUGGCGGGCUAUUGCUUCUCCCAGGAUGACGACGAGUGGUGCUCGGGCUUCGGGCUCUACGUCUUGACGCCCUCCAGCCCCCCAGUGUCCCUGUCCUUCUCCUGUUCCCCUUCCACACCCACCUACGCCCACCUGGCUGCCGUGGCCUGUGGCCUGGAGCGCUUCGGCCAGUCCCAGCUCCCCGUGGUCUUCCUCACCCACUGCAGCUGGAUCUUCAGCAUCUUGUGGGAGCUGCUGCCCCUCUGGCAGGCCCGGGGCUUCCUCUCCUCCGACGGGGCACCGCUACCUCACCCCGACCUGCUCGCCUACAUCCUCGCCCUCACCUCCGGCCUCUCGGCCCUCCCGUUCGUCUACCGAACCUCCUACCGUGGCUCCCUGUUUGCCGUGACGGUGGACGCCCUGGCAAAGCGGGGCGCGCAGGGCGACGGGCCGCGGUGGGAUUUGCCGAAGGACGUGCCCAGCCCCACGGUGACCCCCCGGGCGGCGGGCAAGCGGCCCGACUUGCUGGCCCUGCAGCUGCGGGACAGCACCCUGGCCGACACCAUUGCCAAGCUGCAGAGCGGCCAGAGGCCGCCUGGCUCCUCCCCGUUCGGCUCCGUCUACAGCUCGCUCAGCCUCGACGGCGAGAGCGGCUUGCUCAUGUUCAAGGGGGAGAAGAGGCCCCGGGUCUGGGUGGUCCCGAGGCAGCUGCGGCGGGAUCUGAUUUUCUUCGUGCACGACCUGCCCGGGGGGGCCCACCAGAAGCCCGAGGAGACCUACAAGAAGGCCCGUUUGCUGGGCUGGUGGCCGGGAAUGCAGGAGUACGUGCGCACCUACUGCCGGACCUGCCUCUUCUGCGCCCCCCAGGGCCCCGCGGGCGGGGAGCUGAAGGUCAUCGAGUCCCUGUGGCCGCUCAGGUCCACCGCGCCCUGGGCCCACCUGCAGAUCGAGGUGGUGGGCCCGGUGGCGGCCAGCGAGGAGGGCCACAAGCACGUGCUGAUCGUGGCCGACCCCAACACCCGCUGGGUGGAGGCGUUCCCCCUGAAGCCCUACUCGCACGCGGCGGUGGCCCAGCUGCUGCUGCAGCACGUGUUUGCCCGCUGGGGCGUGCCCGUGCGCCUGGAGGCUGCCCAGGGCACCCAGUUUGCCCGCCACGUCCUGGUGAGCUGCGGGCUGGCCCUGGGCGCCCAGGUGGCCUCCCCGAGCCGGGACCUCCAGCUCCCCAGCCUGAGCAGCUCGGGCGCCUACUGGGAGUUCAAGCGGGCCCUCAGGGAGUUCAUCCUCCUGUAUGGCCGGCACUGGGCAUCCUGCCUGCCCCUGCUGCACCUGGCCUUCAGGGCCUCCUCGCCGCACGCCACGCCCGUGCAGAUCCUCACGGGGGCCGAGGGCAGGCUGGCCGGGCCCCUGUGGUGGGAGAUGAGCGGCGCGAACAUUCAGGGCCUGCACAUGGACAGCUUCCUGCGGCAGCUGACCCGCGAGCUGCUGGAGCUGCACUGGAGGGCGGCCGACAAGGCCAGCGAGAAGGCCGAGAACCGGCGCCUGCUGCGGGAGAGCCGAGAGAGGGAGUGGAGGGUGGGCGACCAGGUGCUGCUGCUGUCCCUCCCCAGGAACGGCAGCGGGGCCAAGUGGGUGGGGCCCUUCUACAUCGGGGACCGGCUGAGCUUGUCCCUCUACAGGGUCUGGGGCUUCCCCACCCCCGAGAAGCUGGGCUGCAUCUACCCCAGCAGUCUGAUGAAGGCCUUUGCCAACCGUGCCACCCUGCUGCCCCUGAAGGUCCUCGAGCAGUGAGCGGGGGUCUGCCCCUGGGGACAGGGGUCUGCUGCUAGGCUUCCCUGCCCACUGCCCACACCCCAGCUCCCGGCCUCUGGGCGGAGUGGGGGGGGGGACCCUCGGUUGUGCCUUUUGUAGAGCACUUAAACUCUAGUUGCCUUGAACUCAGGGCCAGGGUCUCCACAGAGACACUCGUGGGAGACACUGUCCCCAUUUGGGGCUUUGGGGAACUUCCCGAAGCUGUCAGACAUGCUCCCCUGGAAGUUUUACCCGAGGACCAAAGUCCUCUUACUAAGCCAGGCCAGGCUCAAUGGCUUUCUCAAAUAUCUCCUUUGUUCUGACACAAGUGUGCAACUCGACGCACAUACCACACACCUAUACCACACACCCCGACACGCUACACCUACACAACACACCCCAGCAACCAGUACACACACCCCACACAGCUUGUCACAGACACCCUGAGACAACACCUCCUACAUAGUACACACUCCAUCGCACACAUACACUACAUACACACCACCAACACCAUACACCACUCCAACAGUAGCACACACACGUACGCAAAGAAUACAAGCUCUCCUGUCAGAACCAUGAAAAAUGGUAGCCAUGGACCCAUGACUCCGAGCCACAUUCCCCUCUCGAAGAGAAGCUGCGAAUGUGGGCUCCCGCCCUGUCCUGCUCUCUUGGGGCCCCGUUGCCCUUGACGGUGUCACCGCUGACCCGCCUGUGCCGGCCAUAGAGACGGCUUGCUGCCGUUCCCGGCUGAUCAUGCUGAAUGGGACCACCACGUCCCCUGCCCUGUUUGCCAGCCGGGAAGGGCAUAGAAGACUGAGUCAGCCUACCUCAUCUGACUCCAGCGGAUGGAGACAGCCCUGAACCCCUGACCCCGACGCCUGCUUCCUGGGGUCAAGCCCACGGGAAACAAGAGUCUUGAUGCCACGUACGGCAUCUCUUCCUGAAGAGCUGCUUCAACUAGACGGAGAGGCCCAGGCCUCUGUUUUCGAUUUUUUUUUUGGGGGGGGUUCUGAAAUGAGGCUCUACCUCCCAACUCGCCCAAAGUCCUCUUCUUUCACCCCACAGCACCCACACCCCCCAAACCAUAUCAUGUGAGGCUGCUUUGAAUGGCCUGCCCCUUCCCCGCCUACCGUGGCACGAAAUCCUGAGCCCCUCUGGCACGGAGCGUGCGUGAGUCAGACUGGGGUGUGCACUUCUGCUUACCCCUGCGUCGCUCCUGCCCCUCAGGGUGGACUCGGGAGAGGGCCGACACUGCAACAUUCUGGCUGGGCCUUGGGGUCGUGUGUGUUCUCCCAGGCGGGGCCCGUCUUCUGGCCUAGCGCACUCAGGCUGCCAAAGCACUUGGCAUUGCUAGAGCCAGAGUGGAACUUAGAUGAUUGGUGUCUUGCACGUGUGUGUGUGCGUGUGUGCGUGUGUGUGUGUGUGUGUGUGUGUGUGUGUGUGUGUGUGUGUGAGUGCUACAGUUAAGGGAAGAGGCCAGAGGGGGAGUGACUUGCUAAAAGGCACCUGGCUAGUUUGUGGCAGACCUGGGACCAGGAUUAAGCUGCUGAUUCAGUUCCAUGAUACAGUCUGAGGGCAGGUUGUUCAAGAAACCCUUCAAUGGGCUGCAUUGAUGGUCUAACAGGUAGCGCGUUGGCCUUGCACACAGCCAAUCUGAGUCUCCUGCAUCCCAUGUGGUCCCCUGAGCACCGCCAGGUGUGAUUCCUGAGUGUAGAAACAGGAGUAACCCCUGAGCAUCACCAUUGUGGCCCCCAAAGAAAAAUGAAAAUCCCUCACACCAGCCAUACAUGCAUUCCAACAGCACCUCAUUCCGUGAAACUUGUACAUAAACUACUUAGAUGUGGCCUUUUUUCUCAUUUCCGGCUGUUGACUCUGUCCAGGAAAGUGGUUGGGUGACAGCAAGGAAAGGUGGCCUUGAGGGGAGACGAGCUUUCCUCCUCCGCCUCUCCCUUCUCUUGCUCCCCCUGCCUUGAGUACUGCGUUCAGCCUCAGUCCCCUUCCUGACACGCCCCUUCCCAUUCGUCACAUUUAUACUCAGAUACCUCUUUCGUGUGACCUUUUUAUCCCAUUUGAUUUGUCAAUAAAUGGAUCAA
Molecule: messenger RNA, 7857 nt
Organism: Sorex araneus (European shrew)
Lineage: Eukaryota; Metazoa; Chordata; Mammalia; Eulipotyphla; Soricidae
Gene: NYNRIN
Product: NYN domain and retroviral integrase containing
Exons: 8
Coding region: 65-5764 (1899 amino acids)
Biological process (GO): DNA integration
Cellular component (GO): nucleus; cytoplasmic ribonucleoprotein granule
Molecular function (GO): mRNA binding; RNA-DNA hybrid ribonuclease activity
Source: RefSeq, a predicted model, not a curated record